UAUUGGUAACUGUCGACGAGCUUAGAAUAGUUGUGCACCAUGAUUGAAUCCAUAUUCUCCGGUCUAACUACAAUAGAUCCUCCAGAAACUUUUGCCUUAAUGAAGGCUUUUGCUGAUGAUCAGCAUCCGGAGAAACUCUUUUUAGCAAUUGGUGCUUACCGAGAUGAUAGUGGAAAGCCUUGGGUUCUGCCAGUUGUUCGAAAAACUGAAAUUCAAGUUGCUGGGGACACUGCACUUGAUCACGAGUAUCUGCCGCUUUUUGGUUACCCUCAUUUUACGACUGCAGUAAUGGAACUAGCGCUGGGUAAAAGUUCAAAAGCCAUUCAGCAAAAUCGCGCUGUCAGUGUGCAAACCAUAUCCUGCACAGGAUCUUUACGAUUGGUUGCAGAUUUGCUGCAUCAAAAAAUGAAACGAAACAUAGUUUACUUCUCGAAUCCCACAUGGCACUACCACGCAUCGAUUUUUAGAGCCGCUGGCUUCACCUCAAUUCAUGAUUACCGCUACUGGGAUCCAGAAAAUCGCUGCUUGGAUAUAAGUGGCAUGCUCGCUGACUUGGAGCAGGCACCGGCUUCUUCAAUAAUCGUUUUGCAUGCCUGCGGGCACAAUCCAUCGGGUAUGGAUCCCACCAAGGAACAAUGGAUGCAGAUAGCCGAUCUCAUGGAGGAGAAGAAUCUUGUGCCACUCUUUGACUUUGCUUAUCAUGGGUUUGUUAGCGGUGAUCCUGAUCUAGAUGCGUGGGCUGUGAGAUAUUUUGUGGACAAAGGCUUCGAGCUCUUCGUAUGUCAAUCCUUUUCUAAGAACUUUGGCUUGUAUGGCGAACGUGUUGGUAAUCUGAUAAUAGUGCAACAAAGCUCUACGACUAGCGAUGCGCUCUUAUCUCAAUUAACUCCGCUGAUUGUUACCAAGCACUUGACACCAGGUGCAUACGGGCCAAGAAUUGUAGCCAAAAUACUGAACACACCGACCUUCCGUGAGGAGUGGAUGGAAAACUUGACAACUAUGGCUACUCGCAUUCGCAAGAUGCGUCAAUUACUGCAUGAUAAGCUUGUUACAUUGGGAACACCUGGAAAUUGGGAUCAUAUUGUUCAACAGGUGGGCAUGUUCUCUUAUACAGGUCUCACAAAAAAUCAAGUUAGUAUACUUGUCCAAAAAUAUCAUGUUUAUAUGCCAAAAUCUGGACGAAUGAAUAUGUGCGGACUUACCUUAGCUAAUAUUGAUUAUGUUGCGCAGGCUAUAAACGGAGCAGUUAUAGCCGAUGUUGCUUAACCUGUUCUCGAAAUGAUUUGAUACUAAGAUUCAAAUUCAGGCAACGAGUAUUGUAAUGUUUAAUUAUUAUUGGUAAUAAACGGCUGACAAUAUUCGCAUUAACAUUA
Molecule: messenger RNA, 1373 nt
Organism: Drosophila busckii
Lineage: Eukaryota; Metazoa; Arthropoda; Insecta; Diptera; Drosophilidae
Product: aspartate aminotransferase, cytoplasmic-like
Exons: 4
Coding region: 40-1266 (408 amino acids)
Biological process (GO): L-aspartate biosynthetic process
Cellular component (GO): cytosol
Molecular function (GO): pyridoxal phosphate binding; L-aspartate:2-oxoglutarate transaminase activity
Source: RefSeq, a predicted model, not a curated record